This is a messenger RNA of Annulohypoxylon truncatum, 916 nucleotides long. RefSeq names its product DOPA-like domain-containing protein. Bases 190 to 717 code for a protein of 175 amino acids. The record is from RefSeq and is a predicted model, not a curated record. NCBI's taxonomy places the organism in Eukaryota, Fungi, Ascomycota, Sordariomycetes, Xylariales, Hypoxylaceae. The transcript is spliced from 3 exons.
AUUAAGUGGGAUAUGCUUAUCUAAAAACUCGAAACUAUUAGGUAUCAGGUGGCAAGCAACUAACAAGUAUACCUAGUACAAUGUUCAUUUAUUAAUUAAUUGGCCUCAAGCCUUUCAAGCCGGCAACCGUUUUAAGUUACCUAUCGUUACCUAUCGUGAUACAUGAACUAGCUAAUACCUCUACGCAAGAUGUCUUACAAAUCCGGUACCUAUACCUACCCCUCACCGUUGGUGGGAUACGAGGACGCCCCGGCGCUUUCGGAGGAGAGAAACGAAGACGGGAAGAGCUUCAAGAAUCCCGCCAAGGAUACUUUGAGUAAAGCUUAUACCGAAUUCCCGGAUCCGCUAGAUAAGGGUCGUCGCGGUGGCUUUGACGUGCAUAUAUAUUAUCUCCAGAGCAAUGAGGCUCAAACGAAGUACGCCAAGGAACUAUGGGAGCGCAUCAGGCAUGAGUUCCCCGAGCUGAGGAUAUACCGGGUCUGGGACCGACCGAUCGGACCGCACCCUGUGGCGAUGUUCGAGGUUAAUCUCUUCACGCCGGCCCAAUUUGGCGCCUUCAUCGCUUGGCUCGCUAUCUACCGUGGCCCCCUGUCUGUGUUGAUCCACCCUAAUACGGCUGAAGAAGGGGACCAUACCGAAGUCGAGCGCCGAAAUCAUACGCAGAGGGCCAUCUGGAUGGGUGAAAGAUAUCCACUUAAUUUGGAUAUGUUCUACUAGAGCAUGAAGCAUGAAAUGAUGUCUGACGACAUGAAAUAAAUGAUAGGUAUCAUUUUGAACGGGAUAGAUCGGAUAUUGCGAUAUUGCAGCAGACCAUAUUGUUAUAUGCGAGCUUUAUCUACUAUAGCUGGUCCGUGCAUUAAUCUUAGCUUUAUCUUCCGCUGACUCUCUCUACUUUUCACAAUAUCACACCACACGU